Messenger RNA from Salmo salar (Atlantic salmon), 8389 nucleotides. Its product is annotated as zinc finger protein 704. Gene Ontology annotation, cellular component: nucleus. Gene Ontology annotation, molecular function: RNA polymerase II cis-regulatory region sequence-specific DNA binding; DNA-binding transcription factor activity. The record is from RefSeq and is a predicted model, not a curated record. NCBI's taxonomy places the organism in Eukaryota, Metazoa, Chordata, Actinopteri, Salmoniformes, Salmonidae. Gene Ontology annotation, biological process: regulation of transcription by RNA polymerase II.
UAGGCUGCACCAGUGGGCUGCACACGCAGGGGACUGGAGGCGUGGCAUUUUGUUUUACUGAAAAACUAAACAAUCUUUAACUAUACCCUAGAACAGCCGUAACAGACGGAGAUCCAUUCCAGACAAUCAUGAUAAAUGUCUUUUAUUACAGAUAUCUGCACGAAAAUCUAUAGAAAGCGGGUCAUCUUUCUCUCGUCCAAUGAUGAAUUCUAAACGUCUGCUUGACAUGUCUGCUGUUGGAAUACGGGUCGGGGGCGCUUCGAAACAAGCCGGUAUUGAUCAGCAUGCAGAGGGUUCCAAAGGACGCAAAAUGACUGUCGCCUCCACUGCGGACAGCGGUGUCAUUCUGGCGUGCAAGAAUGGUCCCGCAACAGGAGCAGUUUUCUACAAAUUCGUGUUGGAUGAUGGAUCUUUAAGAGAAUGUACAAGACAGGACACCGUCCUCAAUGUGAAUGACCUGUCAUCAGGGAGAGAAAAAUACCACCUCCUGAAUAAAGCAGGUUGUGGUGGGGAGGCAGAUGAACGAAACAGUGGUCUGACUGGGAUCCUUACUAACGGCAGUCCCACACACUGCCUGAUCCGGAAAGGGCAGAAGGCGGACAGACACAUGCACUCAGAGGCAAGGACCCCACUGGUGCCCAGCGGUUGCCAGGCAACAAAUGGACAGCAUGUUCCACCUGAGGAGAGAUACCCUCAUCCCUCCUCCCAAAUACCUGUCCCCCGACGCAGGAAACCUUCAGGUCUUGCUGAUAAGGAGGUAAUGGCUGCUACUGUCCUGACAUCACUGUCCAUCUCCCCUCUGGUCCUCACCCAUACCCAGACAGCCUCAGCUGCAGUUCCGGAGCCAGCCAGCAGAGGGUGGAAGGAGGUGCUGUCAACUAGCUACAGCAGCUCCACCAGUGGCAACUGGAGCUGGGACACCAGCGACCAAUCAGUGCCCUCCACACCGUCCCCGCCUCUCUCCAACGACACCAGCAAGAGCUUCCCGCUCUCCUCCCAGGGUGAUAAUGUCAUCGACGACGUCAAAGAGAGCACGCACUUCUUGUUUGAGGACCCCAUACCCCGGAAGCGGAAGAACUCUAUGAAGGUGAUGCUGAAGUGUUUGUGGAAGAACUGUGAAAAGGUCCUCAGCACCUCUUCAGGGAUCCAGAGACACAUCCGCACCGUCCACCUGGGGCGGAACUGUGACUCGGACUACAGUGACGGGGAGGAGGACUUCUACUACUCAGAGAUCGAGGUCAACAUGGACAGCCUAUCAGAGGGCUUGUCCAGCCUCACGCCCACCUCCCCCACCACUACCGGCCCUCCCCCCAUCUUCCCCCCUUUCUCCCACGCCGCCUUUGUUCCCCGCUCUGAGCCCGCCCAUAUCGUCAUGAGGGGACCGCAGGGUCAUGCCCCCAGUCUGCUCAGCCAAUCAGCUCCCUCCACGCUCUGCCAUAUCCGUACUGACCACGCCUACCAGGCCACUGCUCCUGUGAGUAUUCCUGUGUGUUCGGAGCAGGCUGAUGGGAAUGAAGGGAUUGGGAAUAGGGAUGGGAUCAGUGUGUCCUGGCAGUCCCCUCCUGUCAUUUUUAAAGGCUUAACGGGGCCGUUGACUCACAUCCGCACGGUGAGCUUCGGGGAGAAGAGACAGCCAGCCCCUCACACACACACCACCAUCUGCAAGACACCCCCCUUUACAGCCCCCCUGCCCAAACCAGCACCAGGAACCAGGAAACCCCGUGGAGAGGCCAAAAAGUGCCGGAAAGUGUAUGGCAUGGAGAAGAGGGACAUGUGGUGCACAGCCUGCCGCUGGAAAAAAGCCUGUCAGCGAUUCACUGACUGAACCUCAGUACAUCACUGGGAUGGACUCUUCCUCUGCCAGCGCUUCAAUGAGGUGUCAUCUUCCACUGAGGAGAUGUGGGGGUUUCUCCGUGAUGAAGCCCCUCAGAGCACGCACUGCUUCCUCCUGACCAGCAGGGGUCUCUCUGCUCGCUUCUCCUAGUCCUCAGACAGCUGAACUCACUAACUGAUGAAAAAGGCAAAAAAGAAAAAUUAUUUUGGCUUUGGAAUAAUUGUUUUUCUUUCUAAUGAUGAGACUUUUUAGGUAAUCAAAAAAAGAAAAAUAUUAUUCAAAACCUUUUCGAUUUGUUUUGUAUUUUCUAAUUUUGUCUGCCUUCACUGUAGGGGAGUGGUUGAAGAUUUCAGAUAAGCUUUUUGGUAUUAUGUACUCUCAACUUAUUGUUUUUUACUGGUCCGAGUAUCACGGAAGCUACUGUGCUUGAGUUUAUAAGAUCCUGAUACCGCUCUCUUGUCAGCAUCUUUCAAUGCAUCUCUGUUAAUGUUUUAUAACUAAAAUCAGAUUAACUUCGGGGCUUUUAUUUGAAUGGAUCGUUUUCGAUUUUCAACUGUCACUCUUUUGAAAUGGGCAGUAAGUCUACCAAAGGAAAAACUAAUCAGAAUAUCUAUCCAUUCGCUCAGAAUUUAGAUGCUGCUUAUUGAGACGCUCGUCAUAUCCAAGUGUUAUGGAAUAACACAUCUCAUGCUCUUAUGGGAAUUCAACUCAGAAACUCUAAUCACUUUGUUUGGGAAGUAAAUCAUCCAUAGCUACUCAUAAGAUUCUUGCUUUUUCAAGAUAUCUAUUUCCCUUUCUUCCUUUCUAUACCUCUGAUAUGCAUCUUUCAGAAACAACACAUCUUUCAACAGAUCACUGUAAACUUUGUAACUAGAGUGUUUCUUCUCAUUUCUUACAUGUGUUUUCAGCGAUCAGUUGCCAAUGCAACUAGUAGUUGCAAAGUGUAAUCACCAGGGUUUGGAAAGUCUUGUCUUGCUUUGAUUAAUCAGCUCUGUUGUUGAUAACAGUUAUCAGCAACAACAUUAAGCUCUGCUGUAGCACUGCUGGCUACUCAGAGCUCUAGAGUUCAUUUUCUGGGUAUCAUCAUAGACAAAGAAUACAAUCUCAUUCUAGUUCUCUAGUCAGUCCUUCUCAACCCUCACUCCCAGUUACAGCUUUUAACUGGUAUCUAAUGGCGUUGAAAUCAACAUUAUUUGCUUCCCAUGAAUUGUACCUGGAUUCCUGAUCAGACAUGAGAGCAGAUAUAGAUGUAUAUUUUUAAACAGAUGUAUUUUUCUACUCUAGCUAAUGUUUUGAUUGUUGCCAGCUCUUUGAAUGUAGUCUCUACAGGCUCUCUCUCUUUCUGCUCCCAACACUGACUACUAGCCAUUACACAAGUUACAUCAGCAGGAUGCACACACAAACAGGACUCUAAAUUAACGGGUGCUCCCAAUUUAUAAAAAGUUAGGAGCACCACAUAAAAAGUUAGGAGCACCAGAUGAUAUAUAUUGUUUAACUGAUUGAGAUGCAGCCUAUAUUGGGCCUAUAUUAAUUCUAGCUACUUUUGAAGCAUAUGCUGUGCCCCAGAAAUGAACACUGUUUAGAUAGUUUAUAAUAAAAGCUCAAAUGUUGAUACAAAUAUCUGUCAUUGAAAUUACGUGGAAUGUUAGGUUUCUACAUUGUGUAAAAUCACUAUUUUCCUAUUGAGAUGCAUUACAUUGAACAUUGUACACUGUCUCUAAGCACGUCAGGUUUGUGAUGAGGACAUGCAAGAAAUCUGACAAUCAUUCAGUGCUACGAUCAUUGAUGUCCUGAAGAAGCUAUCCUUUUUCCUUUCUGUGCCCCUAAAUGUUUGGAUAUACUGGUAAAGUUACCAGGUUGUUAGCUAACUAGCCAAUGAGGUAACAUGACUGAACAAAGUGUAAACAAAUGGUCAAGGGCCCGCGAGUAGUUUUCGAAUGGCCCACGAAGUGGUUUAUUAACGUAAAUUGCGGUCCUGUCGAUAGGCUAUAGAAAGAAAGAAAACUGCGCUGAUAAUAUGGGCCAGAUCUUUUUAACUGGGGUAGAACAAGCUAUUUUGUCUGGAGUAAUGGUUCUACCAUGACGCUAACGACUAGGGGACUCGGAAUCAACAGUACUGCGAAGCCGGAUCAUUACAACAAUUAUUAUUCAGGAUACUUUUUUUUAUAGGAGCACAGUACACCCCCCCCCCCAAAAAAAAAAUCCAGGUCGCACAGCAAAAUGUUUAUGGGCGCACUUUAGAGCCCUACGCACACUCACGCACGUGCACAUCCUGAAGUGCCACCUGGCCUCUUACCUCAGCUCACCUUGAACUUGUUUCGACGGCCACAGUCAGUGGCAGUGUUGGAUAGCAUCAAAACUACUGCAGGCAACUGCCUGCCGACUGACUGAUCUACAAAUCACCUUCCAUCAUAAAUAACGACUCAUUAUUAUUUGUAGAUCAGUCAGUCACAAUUUACCCAUGAUAUAUUGCGUCUUUUGUCCUAUCGAACACAGCCUAUGACUUUCCAGUCUUUGGCUGUUUUACACGUCUGUUGUCAUGUUAACACAUGCGCUCUCAGCUGUCACACAUUCUAAUUGACAUGACGUCGGUAGAAGGCCAUUCUAAGACGGCUGGCCGUGACUGUUAUGUCUUGCUAUUUUUUGGGUACAACAAACAAACAAUCUAACCAACUGGAUUGUUUUUAGGGCUCUAUUCAUCCAUAUCACUGAAUCGUUACAGAUUGCGUAAUGGUAAUUUCCGAUUUAGCCGACAUAUGCAGCGUUUGAGUGAAUGCAAUCUCUGUUAACAGGGAAUGUUGCCUUUAAAUUUUAAUUACACUGUCACGCUGAACUUUCCCGAUACGUAUUUAAUAGAGCCCCGUACAUGCCAUGUCAGUCUUUUCCUUGAUAACCAUUACCAACAAAUAGGGUCAUGUUUGUUGGCUAGUAACCUUGCUGUCAGGCAUUCUGUCAGAGAGAGAAGCCGUGUCUUACAGAACCUCACUGGUCAGAGUGGAGAGUAGGCUGGUAAUUAAUGGUCAGAAACUUCACUAAGUGCCAAUGAAAAUAACAUUACGAGGAAAAAUGAUGUACCUAAAGAAAUUGCACUAACUUGCACUGUACAAAGACAUGUUUUUAUACAUGGAGAUUUUAUAUACACAGAUUUUGAAGUGAAAUUUAAUUUGAGGUUGUUUUAUUUUGGGUCAUCACUGAUGGUGUUGAAAUGGGGUUUCAGGGAUGGGGCUUGGAUUCCCCCAUAAGAACGUUCUGAACCUGUAUGUCUAGUUCUCUCUGUGUGUGGUGUACACAGCCCAAUGGGGCCCACAAUGUUGUCUGGAAUAGUGUGGUACUGGAUACAGUCUUAGAAAAAAAGGCUUCCAAAAGGGUUAUUCGGCUGUCCCCAUAGGAGAACCCUGUUGGGUUCCAGGUAGAACACUUUUUGUUUUCUAGUAGAACCCUUUUGAGUUCCAUGUAGUCUCUGUGGAAAGGGUUCUACAUGGAACCCAAAAUGGUUUUACCUGGAACCAAAAGGGUUCUACAUGGAACCAAUAAGGGUUCUUCAAAGGAUUCUCCUAUGGGACGAAGAACCAUUUGGUUCUAGAUAGCACCUUUUCUGUUAAGAGUGUAGUACAGCACGGUACUUUGUGAGUAAGGGUUUCCCCGCAACCUGUUUAUUGUGUAUAGGCACCAAGAUGACCCCUGAAGUCACAUCUCAGGCAGUCUGCCCUAACGUGGUAAUAUUUUGCUGGUCCAGCAUUAUCAAUGGUUGCUAGUUGUCGUCUUCAGAACAGAUCAAUCAUGGUGUUUCAACGACAUGGGGCUUCCUACACAGCCUACUCAUACACUGCUUUCAAAAACAUUUUGUUUAGUCUUCCUUUAUAUAAAUGGCAAGUGGCUUUUUCAAAUUUUAUUGAGAUGAGAGAGAAGAGAUUUUAUUUCCGGACUGACUCCUAUUUUGGACUCCUGUCUGAUUUUGAUUUGAAGUGAGCACUUAAACACACCCGCUCAGCUCUCUCUCAAUCCAUCCCCCAGCCAAAGCACCUGACACUUCUCCACCAAUCGACUGGCAGCAGAUUGACCAGUCAUACUUUUGAUUUGCAUCAGACCAAUCAAGUCCAUUGUUCUCAAUUUCAGUCACAUCCCUAUCCCUGCCACAAACCUGCAUAUAUUUUUUUAUUGCACUAAAUUGGCCUUAUGGGUCACUGGCCAGGGCUAAUGCAAAGGGAACACUAUUUAACUGUUACCUGCCAGCAGCAUACCACCCUGCAUCCCACUGCUGGCUUUCCUCUGAAGCUAAGCAGGGUUGGUCCUGGAUGGGAGACCAGAUGCUUCUGGAAGUGGUGUUGGAGGGCCAGUAGGAAGCACUCUUUCCUCUGGUGUAAAAAAUAUAUAUUUAUCCUAGGGCAGUGAUUGGGGACAUUGCCCUGUGUAGGUGCUGUCUUUCAGAUGGGAAGUUAAACGGGUGUCCUGACUCUCUGUGGUCACUAAAGAUCCCAUGUCACUUAUCAUAAGAGUAGUGGUGUUAACUCUGGUGUCCUGGCUAAAUUCCCCAUCUGGCCCUCAUACCAUCAUGGCCACCUAAUCAUCCCCAGCUUCCAGUUGGCUCAUUCAUCCCGAUGUAACUAUUCCCCAGGUUGUUGCUGUAAAUGAGAAUGUUUUUAGGAGACCUGAGGCUUUGGAAGGAUUUGGUGUGUUUGGAGAACUGGGGCUUUAUGAUAGGUGUUGAAAGAGGAAGUGGGUCAAGCAGUGACGAUUAUUAGAUAUGGAUUUGUAGUUUCAGGGCUUUCCUGUACAUAUGCAACGUAAAGAGAACCGUGAUGCUAUUUUCAUGCUGUUGUUUUUCUGUUAUACAAAAAGGAAACUUUCUAAGGUACAAUUGCUCAGAAUAUUUUUUUCUUCAUAUUUUUUAAAGGGCAAUUGAGAAGCUAUAGUGAAUAUAACAUGUACGUACUUGUAUAUUGCAUUUUAGGGGAAAAGGGGAGAAAAAACUUUGAUGAAUUUUAAACCUACAAAAAGAAAAGCUUGUUUUCUUUCUUGUUGUAAUGCUGGCUAGUUUCUACUGCCUGUAGAGAACUGUUAGUGCACUCUGACUUCAGUAUCGAAAAACAUUUAACAUACACACUAACAGUUGACCUAUCACUUGUGUAUCAUAUCUAUACCACAACCAUGCAGUAUUGCUUCACCUUCUUACAUUGUGCAAUGAUAUGCUUUAAUUGGAACAAGAACUAACUUGACCUUUUGAUUACCUUUCUUUGAGCCACCUGUGUGUGAUCUAUUACGAAUGCAUUUAUUGGCAUGUAGGCGUUUAUUUAGGCAGUUAUAAUGAGUCCUUGGCUUUAUGAAUGCUUAUAGUGGUCCAUAUACUGCACUCUUCCCACUUAGUGUAAUGCAUAUAAUGAAUAUGUUUAUGAAGGGGUAAUGCAUUUGUUAAGGUGGUCAUAAGGAACCAUGAGCUGUUGUGAAUGCUUAUGACAAGUCGUAUAAUACACUAUGGAGUGAUCGACUGUGCUAUAAAUGCAGUCAUAAUGAUUUGUACACGAUUCAUAAAAUCUGCUACCUACCUUUUCUGUCUCCCUUCCUGCCAAAUAUGGAUUUAUCGGAAUACAUGUUGUUGUUAUUAUCUUUUGUGGUAAUGUUGUAUGUAAUGAGGAAGUGUGUUACCCAGAGAAAUAGAAUUCUAGUUCCAUGGUUUUACCUUUGAGGAUUCUGUUUCCAUUCCAACAGGCCGCUUGCCUCGGUGUCUGUCUGUUCCGUACCUGUACAUUUCCCUGUCAUAACUUCAGUGACUUCCUCUCUAUCUCCUACUCUAUUUCUCUCCAUUAAAUGUUCUAUUUUUUCCUGUCUCUUUCUCUUUCAAAAUGUACUGUAGUCCCAAGUCAUUACCCAGUAUAUUAAGCUAACCAAGCCCUUGAAAUAUGUUCUGUGAUUCUAUUCUUUGUUUGCUUUUUGAAUGUCGAUGUUGUUGAGUCCAGCCCAACAGCUCAGCAGCAGCAAAGCCAAUGGAUCUCCAUCAAAAUGUAAUUCAUCUUCAUCGCCAUGGCAGCUCCGCUCAACUCUGUGCUUCUUCUUCUAUCGUACUCGUAAACGACACACCUAUUUGAUCUGUUUGUCUUUCUGUCACCGUUUUACCUGUCUUUGAUCUGUUUGUCUUUCUGUCACGGUUUUACCUGUCUUUGAUCUGUUUGUCUUUCUGUCACCGUUUUACCUGUCUUUGAUCUGUUUGUCUUUCUGUCACCGUUUUACCUGUCUUUGAUCCGUUUGUCUUUCUGUCACCGUUUUACCUGUCUUUGAUCUGUCUAAAUGUUUUUCUCCUGCUGUGCCAUGUCUUUACUGAGCCUUAUUGUUGGCUGGAGUGAAACUGACCUUAUUUUUGUUUCUUUAUUAUCUUGUUCAUGUUGAUUGAUUGAUGUUCUCUCAUUAUGUGUGGUGCAGAAGAGUGAUUUGUUUUAUUGCUCAUGUCUGUCUGUGACAUGUCCUCGAGUGGAUGGAUGACUUGAUGUCAUGAAGAUGAUGUUGAAAAUAAGGCAGGUGAUGUAAAUGUGAUAGAGAGAAAAUAAACACGAAUGGAAUAUG